This is a messenger RNA of Rotaria socialis, 411 nucleotides long. The record is from the annotation of a GenBank genome assembly. Lineage: Eukaryota; Metazoa; Rotifera; Eurotatoria; Philodinida; Philodinidae.
AUGCCAAUUAAUCUUGAGUCUGAUAUUAUUCAAUUUCUCAAGAAUUCGGAUGUUUCUCAAGAAAAUGAAGAUCAUUGCCGUUUUUAUUUCUUGGAUGCGAUGUUUAAGACAGGUAGAUUAUUGUUUUAUCGUGUCGAUGAUACGCAAGAAGGAUGGCGUCGAGCCAUAUUCACCAGUAUGGCUUUAUUAUCUGAUCGAAUAUCAACUAUUGAAAUUAUCCAAAAAUCUAUGCAAGUUGAUUUAAAUGAUGUUCUAAAUAAAACAAAAUCUCAAAUGCGAUCGAUUGAUAAAAUUCAUCCAUCAUUAGAUAGUAUUAAGAAAAAUGAAAAAGUUAUGAGUAUAAAAAUAAAUAAUCUUGAAAAAAACAUCAAUAAUAAGAUUGAUCAAACGCAAGAAACCACAAAAAAAUGA